AUGGACGAAGAAUUCGAAGACGAUUCGUGGAACAACAAUCCAGUCCGGAGCAAUGCAUCCGAGGAAGAGGCGGAAAGUCAUGAAGAUCCGUCGGAAAACUCGAAAGCGGUACUGAAUGAUUGUCUGCAGCGUUUCGCCAGCGUCGACUACAUCAUGGAGCCGAGCAUCUUCGUCCAGUUGAAGCGCUACUUCCAGGCAGGUGGAACGGCGGAGCACGUUAUCAAUCAGCUGUCCUCGAACUAUGCGGCCGUCGCGCAGAUGGCAAACCUGCUCGCCGAGUGGCUUAUCAUGGCCGGUGUGCGCGUAACCGAUGUGCAGGCGAUGGUCGAGAACCAUCUGAAGGAUAUGAUACUGAAAACGUUCGAUCCAAAGAAGGCGGAUAAAAUAUUCACCGAGGAAGGCGAAACACCCGGCUGGUUGACGGAGAUGAUCGAGCAUCACACGUGGCGCUCGUUGAUUUACCGGCUGGCGGAGGAGUAUCCGGAGUGUUUGAUGCUGAACUUUACCAUUAAGCUUAUAUCGGAUGCUGGGUUUCAGAGCGAGAUUACCUCCAUCUCGACGGCCGCCCAACAGAUAGAGGUGUUUUCGCGCGUCCUCAAGACGGCCAUCGCCAAGUUUCUGAGCCACCCGGAGGAUUGGCAGGGUGCGAUCGAAGAGGUGGCGAAGAUGGUGUGCCACGGGCAGCACACGUAUGUGUACAGUCAGGUGCUGAUACAGGUACUGUCACAGGAGCCGAAGGGUGGAUUGAUAAUGAAACGACUCUCGCAGGAAAUUACUAAAUAUGCGCUAAAAAACAAUCACAACGUAACGCCCAUCACGAUGGCUCUGAACGGUUCGUCGCGUCAUCCGCAAGCGUGCGAGGCACUUACGUCGAUGCUGUCCCGCAACACACUCAACCCGGCCGAUAUAACAGUCCUGUACCGCAACUAUACCUCACCCGAGCCACCACCGAUCGAUUUGAUCCGGAAUCCUCAAUUUUUGGAUCUACUCGUCGAUUCGCUGUUCAAGGUAGGAACGAAGAUCAACCAGGAACACAAGUCGAAGUACAUCUAUCUGCUCGGUUACGCUGCGAGCGUCAUCGAAAUACCGACCAAGAAGGGCCAACCGAAAGGCCACCGGGUACUGAAUAAGGACGAGCUAAAGGCAACGAUCAAUGCCAUCGAGAAAGUACACGCGAUUUGCAACGUGAGUCGCGGUUCGAGCGAGCUGAUCGGUGACAUCUCCACCCUGUACAGCUGCAUCCGCUUCCCGGUGGUUGGUGUGGGCGUGAUCCGCUGGGUCGAGAACACCGUCACCGAGCCGUCCUACUUCAAGCUGUGCACGGAAAGCUGUCCGCUGCAUCUCGCGCUCCUGGACGAGGUGGCCUGCGUUCAUACUUCGCUGCACGAUCAAAUUCUCCGGCUGCUGGUGCGGCUGUUCGAAUCAAAGCAGGACGAGCUGGAAAUUUUGGUACAGCUCGAGCUGAAGAAGAUGCUACUCGAUCGGAUGGUGAAUCUGUUGGCACGGGGUUGUGUCGUGCCGGUGGUGAAGUACAUCAGCCAGUGCUGUACCAAGGGCGAUACGGAUAUUUCGCUGAUUCGGUACUUUGUAACGGAGGUGCUCGAAAUGGUCACGCAUCCAUACUCGAGCGAGUUCGUGCAGCUAUUUCUACCGAUGGUGGAAAACGAAGAAAUUACCGGCUCGAUGCGGGGCGAAGGUGAUAACGAUCCAGUGUCGGAGUUUAUCGUGCACUGCAAGGCACACUACACGACACUGUAGGAUGAUUUUUGGUGCGAAUGAUUUCUA
This is a messenger RNA of Anopheles maculipalpis, 1785 nucleotides long. RefSeq names its product negative elongation factor D-like. The transcript has 4 exons. Lineage: Eukaryota; Metazoa; Arthropoda; Insecta; Diptera; Culicidae. Gene Ontology annotation, biological process: negative regulation of transcription elongation by RNA polymerase II. Gene Ontology annotation, molecular function: RNA binding. Gene Ontology annotation, cellular component: NELF complex; nucleus. Bases 1 to 1758 code for a protein of 585 amino acids. The record is from RefSeq and is a predicted model, not a curated record.